Messenger RNA from Drosophila nasuta, 7300 nucleotides. It is a transcript of the gene beta-Spec, whose product is annotated as spectrin beta chain. The coding region runs from base 238 to 7164 and encodes 2308 amino acids. Gene Ontology annotation, molecular function: structural constituent of cytoskeleton; phospholipid binding; actin binding. Gene Ontology annotation, cellular component: spectrin. Lineage: Eukaryota; Metazoa; Arthropoda; Insecta; Diptera; Drosophilidae. The record is from RefSeq and is a predicted model, not a curated record. The transcript has 9 exons.
CACUUUUUUUUUUACUCGCAAGUCGGCCGCAAAGAAUAAAUGUGAAUAAAAAUAAAAAUAACGUGAAGAAUUCUAUGUGAAUUGUAUGUUUUAUGAAUCAAUUAGGGAAAAUUGAACAGCAAGUUUGCCGAGUAGUUAUUCUUUGAGAUUUCAUUUUCGGUUUUUGUGGAAUUUGGAAUAGAACAAAAUUGAAUUCUUUGCGGUUCGAAUUGUGGACAAUUUGCAAGAGGCGCUAAAAUGACGACGGACAUUUCAAUUGUUCGAUGGGACCCCAGUCAGGGUCCUGGCAACGAAUAUAUCGAUGAAUACGAAUACGAUGGCGGCAAUUCCAGCAGCCGGCUCUUCGAGAGAUCCCGCAUCAAGGCGCUCGCCGAGGAGCGUGAGAGCGUACAGAAGAAGACAUUCACCAAAUGGGUGAACUCGCAUUUGUGCCGUGUCAACUGCCGCAUCGCCGAUCUCUAUGUGGACAUGCGGGAUGGCAAGCACUUGAUAAAGCUGCUCGAGGUCCUCUCCGGCGAAAGAUUGCCCAAGCCCACGAAGGGCAAGAUGCGUAUACAUUGCCUUGAGAAUGUGGACAAGGCUCUGCAGUUCUUGCGUGAACAGCGCGUCCAUCUCGAGAACAUUGGCUCCCACGACAUUGUCGAUGGCAACGCAUCCCUCAAUCUCGGCCUUAUCUGGACGAUUAUCUUGCGUUUCCAGAUCCAAGAUAUCACCAUCGAGGAGGUCGACAACAAGGAGACCAAGUCCGCCAAGGACGCCCUGCUGCUCUGGUGCCAGAUGAAGACCGCUGGCUACCACAACGUGAAUGUGCGGAACUUUACAACAUCGUGGCGCGAUGGCCUGGCCUUCAAUGCCAUCAUACACAAACACCGUCCAGAUCUAGUGCAAUUUGAGAAGCUAUCGAAAACGAAUGGCAUCCACAAUCUGAACAAUGCCUUCGAUGUCGCCGAGGAUAAGCUGGGACUGACCAAGCUGCUCGAUGCCGAGGAUGUCUUCGUCGAGCAUCCCGAUGAGAAAUCAAUCAUCACCUACGUGGUCACCUACUAUCACUACUUCAGCAAACUGAAGCAGGAGACGGUGCAGGGCAAGCGUAUUGGCAAGGUCGUUGGCAUUGCCAUGGAGAACGACAAGAUGAUCCAUGACUAUGAGCACUUUACCAGCGAUCUGCUCAAGUGGAUCGAGACAACGAUACAGUCGCUGGGCGAACGUGAGUUUGAGAACUCGCUGGUUGGUGUCCAGGGACAAUUGGCACAAUUCUCCAACUAUCGCACCAUUGAGAAGCCGCCCAAGUUUGUGGAGAAGGGCAAUCUGGAGGUGCUGCUGUUCACUCUGCAGUCGAAGAUGCGCGCCAACAAUCAGAAACCCUACACGCCCAAGGAGGGUAAAAUGAUAUCCGAUAUUAACAAGGCCUGGGAACGCCUCGAGAAGGCCGAACACGAACGUGAGUUGGCGCUCCGUGAGGAACUCAUCCGCCAGGAGAAACUGGAGCAGUUGGCCGCCCGCUUCGAUCGCAAGGCAUCGAUGCGCGAGACUUGGCUAUCGGAGAAUCAACGUCUCGUCAGCCAGGACAACUUCGGCUUCGAUCUGGCCGCCGUCGAGGCUGCGGCCAAGAAGCACGAGGCCAUUGAGACCGACAUCUUUGCUUACGAGGAGCGUGUGCAAGCUGUUGUCGCCGUUUGCGAUGAGCUGGAGUCGGAGCGGUAUCACGAUGUGAAACGCAUUCUGUUGCGCAAGGAUAACGUGAUGCGUUUGUGGACGUAUCUGCUGGAGCUGUUGCGUGCUCGCCGCAUGCGCUUGGAGAUCUCGCUGCAGCUGCAGCAGAACUUCCAGGAGAUGCUCUACAUUCUCGACAACAUGGAGGAGAUCAAGCAACUCCUGAUGACCGACGACUAUGGCAAGCAUCUGAUGGGCGUCGAGGAUCUGCUGCAGAAGCACUCGCUCGUCGAAGCCGACAUUAACAUUCUGGGCGAACGGGUUAAGGUCGUUGUACAGAACUCGCAGAAGUUCCUCAGCGACGAUCCCGAAUCGUACAAACCCUGCGAUCCCGAGAUCAUUGUCAGCCGUGUCCAGCAGCUGGAGGAUGCCUACGCUGAGCUGGUGCGUUUGGCUGUUGAGCGACGCAGCCGAUUGGAGGAGAGCCGCAAGCUCUGGCAAUUCUAUUGGGACACCGCCGAUGAGGAGAACUGGAUCAAGGAGAAGGAGCAGAUUGUGUCGACAGAUGAGAUCGGUCAUGAUCUCACCACAGUCAAUCUGUUGUUGAGCAAGCACAAAGCCCUCGAAUCGGAGAUCACCUCACACGAUCCCCAGCUGCAGAAUGUGGCCAAGGUGGGCGCCGAACUCAUUACCGAGGGUCACUUUGGUGCCGAUCGUAUCAAGGAUCGCCUAAAGGAGAUUCUCUCCAAGUGGGAUCAUCUGCUCGAUCUCACCAAAUAUCGGCGACAGCGACUCGAGAAUGCCGUCGAGUACUUCCAGCUGUUUGCCGAUGCCGAUGACGUCGACAACUGGAUGCUCGACACGCUGCGCAUUGUCUCCAGCGAGGAUGUGGGUCGCGACGAGGCCAACGUUCAGUCGCUGCUCAAGAAGCACAAAGAUGUUGCCGAUGAGCUGAAGAACUACGCCGAGGUUAUUGAUGCUCUGCACAAGCAGGCCGAGACCCUUAAGCUCAACGAGCCGGAGAAGGCGAAUGUGGACAAGCGUUUGGAGGCCAUCGAUUCGCGGUACAAGGAGCUCACGGAGCUGGCCAAGCUCCGCAAGCAGCGUCUGCUGGAUGCACUCAGCUUGUACAAGCUGAUGUCCGAGGCUGAUGGCGUCGAGCAAUGGAUCAAGGAGAAGACCAAGAUGCUGGAUACCAUGGUGCCCGGCAAGGAUAUUGAGGAUGUGGAGAUCAUGAAGCAUCGCUUCGAGGGCUUCGACAAGGAGAUGAAUGCCAAUGCUUCGCGCGUGGCUGUCGUCAAUCAGUUGGCUCGCCAGCUGCUCCAUGUCGAGCAUCCCAACUCCGAUGAGAUCCUGGAGCGCCAGAAUCAUUUGAACCAGGAGUGGUCGACGCUGCGCGAGAAGGCCGAGGCCAAGAUGGAUGACCUGAAGUCCGCGCACGGUGUGCAGACCUUCUACAUUGAGUGCCGCGAGACAAUCUCGUGGAUCGAGGACAAGAAACGCAUCCUCACCGAAACCGACAGCCUCGAAAUGGAUCUGACCGGUGUGAUGACACUGCAGCGUCGCCUUAGCGGCAUGGAUCGCGAUCUGGCCGCUAUUCAGGCGAAACUCUCGAGCCUGGGACGUGAGGCGGACAGCAUUGAGGUGGAUCAUCCCGAGGAGGCACAACUCAUUCGUGAGCGUAUCGCACAAAUCGAACUCAUCUGGGAGCAGCUCACACAGAUGCUGAAGGAGCGUGACUCCAAGCUGGAGGAAGCUGGCGAUGUCCAUCGUUUCUUGCGCGAUCUGGAUCACUUCCAGACCUGGUUGACCAAGACCCAGACCGAUGUGGCCUCGGAGGAUACACCCACGUCACUGCCCGAAGCUGAGAAGCUUCUCAACCAGCAUCAGUCCAUCCGCGAGGAGAUUGACAACUACACCGAGGACUACAAGGUGAUGAUGGAGUACGGUGAGCGCUUGACCUCCGAGGGCAGCACCACCGACGACCCGCAGUACAUGUUCCUGCGCGAGCGUCUCAAUGCCCUCAAGGAUGGCUGGGAGGAGUUGCACCAGAUGUGGGAGAAUCGCCAGGUGUUGCUCUCCCAGAGUCUCGAUCAGCAGCUGUUCAAUCGGGAUGCACGCCAGACCGAAGUGCUGCUCAGCCAGCAGGAGCAUUUCCUCAGCAAGGACGACACUCCGGUUAAUCUGGAGCAGGCAGAGAAUCAGCUGAAGCGUCACGAAGCGUUCCUCACCACCAUGGAGGCCAACGACGAUAAGAUCAACACACUGCUGCAGGUCGCCGAUACGCUGGUGGAGAAGGAGCACUUUGAUGCCGACAAGAUUGGCAAGCGGGCUGAGAACAUUACCGGACGUCGCGAUGAUAAUCGCCAGCGUGCGUUGGAUCAGCACGAGAAGCUCAAGAACCAGGUAAAAUUGCACGAAUUCCUGCAGGAUCUGGAGGAGUUGGCCGAAUGGGUGCAGGAGAAGUAUGUGACAUCGCAGGAUGAAACAUACCGCAGCGCCAAGACCAUUCACUCCAAGUGGACCAGGCAUCAGGCCUUUGAGGCUGAGAUCGCUGCCAACAAGGAGCGUCUCUAUGAGGCUGAAAAAUCCGCCCAGGAGCUGUCAAAGGAGAAGCCCGAAUUCAAGGAUGUCAUCGAGCCGAAGCUCAAGGAGCUGGCCAAGCAAUUCGAUGACCUCGAGGUGCACACCAAGGAGAAGGGAGCCCUGCUGUUCGAUGCCAAUCGCGAGGUGCUCGUCCAACAGACCUGCGAUGACAUUGACUCGUACAUCACCGAUCUGGAGAAGCAAAUUGUCAGCGGCGACACUGCCAACGAUUUGACCUCGGUCAAUAUACUUAUGCAAAAGCAACAGGUCAUUCAGACACAGAUGGCCGUGAAGGCCCGACAGGUGGAGGAGAUUGACAAGCAGACCGAAUAUCUGCAGAAGACGGUGCCUGAGGAGAAAAUCGAACCGAUUGUGGUUAAGAAGACGGCGGUGCUCGAGCGCUUUGAGAAGAUCAAGGCGCCAUUGUUGGAGCGCCAAAAGCAGCUGGAGAAGAAGAAGGAGGCGUUCCAAUUCUGUCGCGAUGUCGAGGAUGAGAAAUUGUGGAUCGAUGAGAAGCUGCCGGUGGCCAAUUCCACCGACUACGGCAACUCCCUCUUCAAUGUCCAUGUGCUGAAGAAGAAGAACCAAUCGCUGGCCACCGAAAUCGAUAACCACGAGCCACGCAUCAAUGCCAUCUGCAACAAUGGCCGCAAGCUGAUUGACGAGGGUCAUGAGGAUGCCAAGAAAUUCGAGGCGCUGAUCAGCGACUUGACACAAAAGUGGCAGGAGCUGAAGGACGCCAUCGAGAACCGCAAGAAGCAUUUGCUCGAGUCGGAGAAGGUGCAACAGUACUUCUUCGAUGCCCAAGAGGCCGAGUCGUGGAUGAGCGAACAGGAGCUCUACAUGAUGGUCGAGGACCGCGGCAAGGAUGAGAUCAGUGCCCAGAAUCUGAUGAAGAAACACGAGAAUCUGGAGCAAUCGGUCGAGGACUACGCCAACACCAUUCGCCAGCUGGGCGAGGUGGCGCGUCAGUUUAGCAGCGAUGAUGUCUCCAGUGGCGACGCCGUUGCCGUCAAGCAAUCCCAGCUGGACAAACUCUAUGCCGGUCUCAAGGACCUGGCCGGUGAGCGACGUGCCCGUCUCAACGAGGCCCUGCAGCUGUUCAUGCUCAGUCGCGAGGUCGAUGAUCUGGAGCAAUGGAUUACCGAUCGUGAGGUGGUUGCCGGUUCCCAGGAGUUGGGACAGGACUUCGAUCACGUGACGCUGCUGUCGGAGCGCUUCAAUGAGUUUGCCCGCGACACCGAAGCCGUUGGCGGUGAGCGGGUGGCCAAGGUGAAUGGUAUUGCCGAUAAUCUGAUACAGGCGGGACAUUCGGACUCCGCUACGAUUGCCGAGUGGAAGGAUAACUUGAAUGAGUCGUGGCAGGAUCUGCUCGAGCUGAUCGAGACACGCACCCAAAUGCUGGCCGCUUCACGGGAACUGCACAAAUUCUUCCAUGACUGCAAGGAUGUGCUCGGUCGCAUCCUCGAGAAGCAGCACGGUGUAUCGGAUGAACUGGGUCGCGAUGCUGGUUCCGUGUCGACGCUGCAGCGCAAGCACUACAAUUUCCUGCAGGACCUCACCACACUGUACUCGCAGGUGCAGCAAAUCCAGGAGGAGUCCGCCAAGCUACAGGAUGCCUAUGCCGGUGACAAGGCCAAGGAGAUUACCAAUCGGGAGCAGGAAGUGUUGCAUGCCUGGGACAAUUUGCAGGCCAUGUGCGAUGCACGCAAACAGAAAUUGGCCGACACCGGCGAUUUGUUCCGCUUCUUCAACAUGGUGCGCAUUCUCACCAUCUGGAUGGAGGAUCUGGUGCGUCAAAUGAACACAUCGGAGAAGCCCCGCGACGUCUCCGGCGUCGAGCUGCUUAUGAACAACCAUCAGAGCCUGAAGGCCGAGAUCGAUACACGCGAGGACAACUUCGGUGCGUGCAUAUCGCUGGGCAAGGAGUUGCUCACCCGCAACCAUUAUGCGUCCGCUGAUAUUAAGGAUCGCCUGAUGCAGCUAAACAACAGCCGCAACGCGCUGCUGCGACGCUGGGAAGAGCGAUGGGAGAACCUUCAGCUAAUCCUGGAGGUGUAUCAAUUCGCCAGAGAUGCUGCCGUUGCCGAGGCUUGGCUUAUCGCCCAGGAGCCUUACCUGCUAUCUUCCGAACUGGGACACACCAUUGACGAGGUCGAGAAUCUGAUCAAGAAACACGAGGCAUUCGAAAAGUCCGCUGCGGCACAGGAGGAGCGCUUCAGUGCCCUUGAGCGUUUGACAACGUUUGAGCUUAAGGAAAUGAAGAGGCGCCAAGAGAUGGCUGAGGAGGCUGAGCGACAACGCAUCAAGGAGGAACAGGAGGCUAAGGCGGCAUCCGAAGCGGCGGAGCAGGCCAAACGUGAUGCGGAGCGUCGUGACGAUGUCGAUGUGGGCAUUGCCCAUGAUGAAACAGCCGCUGCAGACACAGCCGUCGACGUUGAGCGCGUUGUCGAAACACAAACAGAACGUGGCGCCACACCAGCUGCUGGAGAUGGUCAGGAAGGUUAUGUGACACGAAAGCACGAAUGGGAAUCGGCCACCAAGAAGGCAUCCAACAGAUCUUGGGAUAAGGUUUACAUGGCUGCAAGAGCCGGACGCGUUUCGUUCUUCAAAGAUCAGAAGGGUUACAAGAGUAAUCCCGAAUUGACCUUCCGCAGCGAACCCAGCUACGAUCUGCAGGGCGCUGCCAUUGAUAUUGCCAGUGAUUACACGAAGAAGAAGCAUGUGCUGCGAGUCAAGCUCGCCAAUGGUGCCGAGUUCUUGCUGCAAGCGCACGACGAUACCGAAAUGAGCCAGUGGGUCUCAUCACUGAAAGCCCAAAGCGAUUCGGCUGCUGUCGCGGCGAGCAGAUCCCAGACUUUGCCAGCUACUUCACAAAAGGACGAACCAAAGCGCAGAUCGUUUUUUACUUUAAAGAAAAAGUAAAUGGACAACAUUAAGAGCAGCUAAUUAAAACAAGAAAAACAAAAAAUGAACAGAAAAACAACAAAACAAAAAAUACAUAUAUUUUUUUCAUAUAUUUAAUGCAACCUUAUUUCAUAAAAAAAAACAAAAACAAAAA